This is a messenger RNA of Aspergillus ruber CBS 135680, 1158 nucleotides long. RefSeq lists its product as uncharacterized. The transcript has 2 exons. Lineage: Eukaryota; Fungi; Ascomycota; Eurotiomycetes; Eurotiales; Aspergillaceae. The record is from RefSeq and is a predicted model, not a curated record. The annotation marks the transcript as partial.
CCGUUAACCCUCAAUAGAAGCGCUAGACUCAUGUAUGAAGACAUCGCCAAGCUCAAUCCCUUCUAUGAAGUGUAUGAGAACUUCUGGAACGCAGAUUCCGAAGAAUCGUCUCUGACCUUCUCCUCGCGUGGUUCAAGUGAUUCAGCAAGGUCACCUUCUCUGGCAUCGAUCACCUCGAGUCAGGAUUCCUUCCGCCCUCUCGAAGUAUCCUCUUCUCCUUCAAUCCGUCACUUUCGAUCACACCUCGACCUCGAUGAGACAAAGAAGCUCCAGGUCUUCUUCCACGAGGGAAGCGAGCAUCAACCGACGUACGCGGAAUACGACGGGCAGAGCAGCCAAUUUGCUGCUUUGGAUUAUACUGACAACGAUAAGCGGCCACUAUCACCCAUCGAAGAGCCAGAGGGCGACACCGAUUCCGACGAGCUCGAAUCGGAUCUCCGCCCAAAAGUCCAUCCAUCGAAGUACCCCCAUAAGAAACUCUUCGGGCAAGAUGGUUGGCUCGGAUGCUCGACAGAUGUGCACGCGUUGCCAUCAGAGAAGCGGACUUCCAUGGUCUUCAAGGGAAUCGGCAAGAAGAUCAAGAAGCAAGUAGGUGAAAUCGCCGACGAUAUGGCAAAAGCCUACCCAAACCGUUUCAGUUCUGCAGCUCUCCGCCGUUCAAAAUCGUCUCUGAAUCUGGCUGCCCGUGUCUCCUUGGAUCCUGCAACACAGUCCAAAUUGUACUCCGACCUGGAGGUCAUGAUUUGUCUCAGCGCCAACGACUUCCUGAUCCAGCAACACGGCGAAGGCCGUCUCUCGGUCGAGUCGAUCAAGAAGAUCAACAGCUUCUGGGGAUCCAAGAACCGGCCGCAGGUUGUAGAGUUCCACUUUGACCAGGCAACUCAGCGUCGACUAAUAAACGACAACCUUCGAACUCUGCAGUUCAACGGAGAAUGCUCAACAAACCCUAUUCGCCUCGUCACAAAUAUGAACAAUUGGAAAGCCCUCGCCAAGGACAUGAGCGUCCGCACCUUUUGCGUUCCCGACAGCGCUAUUCGGAAACAUUUGCACGACAUCCACGAGAUUCUCGAUAUGCUCAAUGCUCCACGCGAGAUUUUCCUGGACUUUGAAGAGCUCCAGGUGCGCACAUUAUCGUUGAUGAAAGACCAGAGUUAUCGG